This is a messenger RNA of Beauveria bassiana ARSEF 2860, 768 nucleotides long. RefSeq names its product pre-mRNA-splicing factor CWC25. NCBI's taxonomy places the organism in Eukaryota, Fungi, Ascomycota, Sordariomycetes, Hypocreales, Cordycipitaceae. The transcript has 2 exons. The record is from RefSeq and is a predicted model, not a curated record. Bases 1 to 768 code for a protein of 255 amino acids. Gene Ontology annotation, biological process: mRNA splicing, via spliceosome. Gene Ontology annotation, cellular component: U2-type spliceosomal complex.
AUGGGUGGUGGUGAUCUCAACUUGAAAAAGUCGUUCCACCCAACGCUUCGGCGUAACCAAGCGGCCGUUUACGAUGAAGAGCAGAAGGCGCUCGCCGAGCGCAAGCGCACGCAGCAGCGCAUCGAUGAAAUCAAAGAAGAGCGCGCCAAGGAAGAGCUGCAACGGCAGCUAGAGGCGGCGGGAGGAAAAAAGAGGAUCGACAGAGUCGACUGGAUGUACCAAGGACCUACUGACGGUCAGGCCGGCACAACUGAGGAAAUGGAAGCGUACCUGCUUGGGAAGCGCCGAAUCGAUAACUUGAUCAAGGGCAACGAUCACGAGAAGCUGGAAAAGAAUGCCGGACAGGAGAGUUUCAUGGCGCUGCAGAAUGCAAACAGCGCUAGAGACACAGCAGCCAAGAUUCGAGACGACCCUUUGCUGGCAAUCAAGCGCCAGGAGCAGGCUGCCUACGAAGCCAUGAUGAACGAUCCUGUUCGCCGCAAGCAAUUGUUGGCCGCAAUGGGCAAGACGGACGACGGCGACAAGAAGAAUGUCGCGACGGAGACAGACAUCGCGGUCACGAUCGCUCACACAAAUCCCGACGUCGUUCACUCUCGCGAUCUCGAAGUCCACACCGGCGUCGUUCUGAUUCCCGUGAUGAUGGCAGAGGCUCCCGAGGUUGGAGAGAUGAUUCUGAAGAACCGAGCUCUCGACGCCAUCGGAACGAUUCCAGAGACAGACGACAUAGCGCAAGAGACGAUUCGCGCAGAUACGACAGAUCACCUCUAA